Messenger RNA from Colletotrichum abscissum, 252 nucleotides. RefSeq lists its product as uncharacterized. Lineage: Eukaryota; Fungi; Ascomycota; Sordariomycetes; Glomerellales; Glomerellaceae. The transcript has 2 exons. The coding region runs from base 1 to 252 and encodes 83 amino acids. The record is from RefSeq and is a predicted model, not a curated record.
AUGUUCGACAACCCUAUCGAGUGCUUUCACUCCGCGGCCACCGACUGGCGAAUAGCGGGGCAAUUGCUUACUUCGUCCGAUCCGUCAGCAGACCAUCCCCCCGACGUACCCGGCGAGACACUUACACACCGGCCGGAUUCCGGCCAUGCCGUGCGAUCGGCGCAGUACAAGAUACCUCGCGAGGCCGCCCGACAAUCCCCCUCACUGCUCUACGUCAAGCCACAGCGAUCGCCGCCUUCCAUUGCCUUUUGA